This is a messenger RNA of Arabidopsis arenosa, 2109 nucleotides long. NCBI's taxonomy places the organism in Eukaryota, Viridiplantae, Streptophyta, Magnoliopsida, Brassicales, Brassicaceae. The record is from the annotation of a GenBank genome assembly.
UUUUGGAGACUUUGAUCAUUUUCUCACGUUCACUUGAGAGUUUUCAUCAUCUGGGUUUAACGUUUUGGUUGAGAUGGGUGGUUUUGAUUUGAAUAAUGAAUAUAAAAAGCAGAGAAAAAAGGGAGAUUCUUGGCAUUGCCCGGAUUCUCAUAAACAUGGACGCUCUAAAAGGUACUCUCGCUGUUUCUUGCACACCAAGUGUUUGCUUCUCUGAUGAAAACGACACAGAGACUGUUAUUGCGUCGUCAGAGCGAGAUCUCCAUGCUUCUGGUAAUGGAGCUUCACAAUGUGCCAACAACUUCACUAGAAUGCAAACAUCCUUUGUUCAAACAACAGCAAACAAGAAACCAAAACCUCUGCAUAAUUGUCAGAUGUUAAUCAAAAACAAUGUGUCUUCGAACGACAGAGCAUCCUUGGAACGCGAUGUUGAACAACUUCACCUUCGUCUGCAACAAGAGAAAUCUAUGAGAAUGGUGUUAGAGAGAGCAAUGGGCCGUGCUUCGAGCAGUUUAUCUCCUGGGCAUAGACAUUUGACUGGUCAGGCCAAGGAACUUAUCACGGAGAUUGAAUUGCUUGAAGCAGAGGUCGCGAAUCGCGAGCAUCAUGUGCUUUCUCUGUACCGGAGUAUCUUUGAACAGACAGUAAGCAGAGCAUCUUCAGAACAAAGCUCAAGCAUUUCUUCUCCAGCUCAUCAUAUAAAGCAGCCACCAAGAAAACACCCAAGUGUUAUUUCAAAUGCAUUUUGUUCCUCCAAGAAUUUCCCUUUAAAGCCUUGGCAUGCUAUGGUUACUUUUAAAGAUUCGAGUAGAAAAACCUCCAAAAAGGACCAAUCUUCUCAGUUCCAGUUCAGAAAUUGUAUUCCUUCAACAACAAGUUGCUCAAGUCAAGCAAAAUCUCAUUUAAAGGAUUCAGUGACAGUGAAGUCUCCAUCGCAGAGAACUCUAAAGGAUCAUUUAUACCAAUGCCCAAACAAGUUGUCUGAAGAUAUGGUCAAGUGUAUGGCUUCAGUGUACUUCUGGCUUUGCAGUAGUGCCAUGUCAGCAGAACCUGAAAGGAGAACCCUAUCAAGAUCAUCUACUAGCAAUGUGAUCAUCCCAAAGAAUAUUAUGAAUGAAGACAGAGCUUGGUCCUGUAGAUCCAUGGUGGAAGUAUCUUGGAUCUCAUCAGACAAGAGAAGAUUUUCUCAAGCAUCAUAUGCUAUUAACAACUAUAGGCUCCUUGUUGAACAACUAGAGCGAGUUACUAUAAAUCAAAUGGAAGACAAUGCAAAGCUAGCAUUUUGGAUCAACAUAUACAAUGCUCUCCUCAUGCAUGCAUACUUAGCAUAUGGUGUACCUGCUAAUUCCCUCAGAAGGUUAGCUUUGUUUCACAAGUCUGCGUAUAAUAUCGGUGGACACAUCAUCAAUGCAAACACCAUUGAAUACUCUAUCCUCUGCUUCCAGACUCCACGGAAUGGACGUUGGCUUGAGAUCAUUAUUUCCACCGCCUUGAGGAAGAAACUAGCUGAAGAUAAAGUAAGCUCAAUGUUCAGCCUUCACAAACCAGAGCCACUAGUCUGUUUUGCUCUUUGCACUGGUGCUCUCUCAGAUCCAGUGCUAAAAGCCUACACUGCAUCAAACGUUAAAGAGGAAUUAGAAGCUUCGAAAAGAGAGUUUCUUGGAGCAAACGUGAUUGUGAAGAUGCAGAAGAAAGUGAUGUUACCUAAGAUUAUAGAGAGGUUUACAAAGGAAGCUUCUCUGAGCUCUGAUGAUUUGAUGAGAUGGUUAAUAGAUAACGCAGACGAAAAGCUUGGGGAAUCGAUACAGAAAUGCGUACAAAGCAAACCAAACAACAAGAAAUCAUCGCAGGUCGUCGAAUGGUUGCCAUACAGUUCAAAGUUCCGUUAUGUUUUCUCAAAGGACUUGAUGGAGAAAAAGACUUGGUGGUUGUAGAAGGAUAUUGCUUGCGUUAUAAGAAACCCUCGACGCCCUAAUUCUGGUCCUUGUCCUUGUAAAGUUGUAUGGUUAUAGUGAGACAAUGAAAAGGGCCUUUCUUGUGUACAAGAGAAACUGUCACUUCCCACCACUGGUUUGAUGUUUCAAAAUUAACUAAUCAAACUGCUAAUUGUGA